This is a messenger RNA of Ambispora gerdemannii, 1023 nucleotides long. Lineage: Eukaryota; Fungi; Glomeromycota; Glomeromycetes; Archaeosporales; Ambisporaceae. The record is from the annotation of a GenBank genome assembly.
AUGGUGUUUGAUAAUAGAUUUAAAACCAUAGAAUUAACUAAUCUUUUUUUUCUAACAUUAACUAUCGUCUAUUGUUUUGGGAAUCUUAAUGUUGUGCUAGCAGGAAUAGCAAAAGAACCAACAUCAACAAAAAUAGAAACAACCCAAACCAAUUCAAAUUUUAUUCCUAAUCCUCCAACAAUACCAUUAUUACCUUCAACAACACCAACUCAUGUGGCUCCAUCUCCACCUCCAAUUCCAAAUUUUGAUCCGAAUCCACCAAAAGAACCUUCAACAUUAACUAUCGCUAUCGGAACACCAAUUCAUGUGGCCCCAUCUCCACCUCCAAUUCCAAGUUUUGAUCCGAAUCCACCAAAAGACACAAAGGAAAAAACCAAAACAUCUGUGUCCGCAAAUGCUCCUUCUAAAAACACGGAAUCCGGAAACUCAAAUAAUCCGAAAACAGCAGAACAUACACGUACGCCAACGACAUCGACAUCAGGGUCAACUCAGGCUAUCAAACCACCUAAGAUCCGUAUACCGAUACAUAAACCAACAAUUACACCGAUACCUGAUCCAACAAUCACACAGAAACCUCAAGAAACUCAUACUAACGCUGAUAAUGAAAAUAUACCAAAACCUCAUGAACCCUCUACACAGAAACCUAAAGAACUUAACGUUAAUAAUGAAAAUCAGUCAACAAACGACAACACUUCAUUCUCUUCAAGUGAAGUUAAUACUCACUCUGAAACUUCUCAGCCAGCAGAAUCCCCAAAGGAAACUAGUAAACCGAAUCAAACAAAUUCCGGAGUCACAACUGGGAUAUUGGAUAAGAUUACACUUACUACUACUCCAACAGCUUCUUUUACCCCUACGAUUGAUAAUUCAAUGGAUGGAUUCUCAGACUCUCCAAUGCCAAGCGGUUCUAGAAAUUCUCCUCUUCCAUCAUCGUCUGCGAAUAAAUUAACAUUGUCUUUGACAAAUGUUUGUAUAUUACUCGGUUUUGUAUUAUUUGGAAUCCAACUGGUUUUGGAUGCCUUGUAG